Messenger RNA from Rhizoctonia solani, 1104 nucleotides. Its product is annotated as polygalacturonase. The coding region runs from base 1 to 1104 and encodes 367 amino acids. The transcript has 11 exons. Gene Ontology annotation, cellular component: extracellular region. The record is from RefSeq and is a predicted model, not a curated record. Gene Ontology annotation, biological process: pectin catabolic process. NCBI's taxonomy places the organism in Eukaryota, Fungi, Basidiomycota, Agaricomycetes, Cantharellales, Ceratobasidiaceae. Gene Ontology annotation, molecular function: polygalacturonase activity.
AUGAUCACCACCUUCUCUAUUCUUGCGCUCGUUACCAGUGCACUUGGGAACCCAGUUUCAACUCGUAAUGUUCUUGAGACUCGUGACACUUGCACCAUCAACUCUCUCUCGACUGUUACCGCCGCAGAGAAGUGCAGCACGUGCCUGAGGAUUACAAUUGAUGCAUUCACUGUCCCUGCUGGGCAAAAGCUGGUGAUAAGUGCACUAAAUAAAGCGACUAUUAACAUGAAUGGCAAUAUUACCCCAAGUACCAUCCCAACGUUUGCAGCCGAUACUACUUUCAAGACGUCUGGGCCCCUUUUUACGUUAUCUAUCACUUUCAACGGCAAUGGGUUCACCAUUGAUGGCCAAGCCCUAUCCCAUGAUCAAGUUAGUGAUAUAACCUCUGAGAUAUUUGAGACAAAGUUAAAAUGGAAAUAUAACAGGCUUAGUUGCAGCGGAACGGUCAAAGACAUCAAGGUCCUUAACUCCCCUGCCCAGGUCUUUAGCAUGGGCAACGAUGCUACCCUUAUCGUAUCUAACAUAGACAUAAAUAACUCUGCUGCAAAUGCUCCAAACAGCUUGAGUGGAGGCAAACCUGCCGCUCACAACACUGAUGGAUUUGAUGGUUCAACUAUCAACAAGGACUCAAACAUUGCCUUCCUGAAUAACAAGUGUACUGGUGGACAUGGCAUCUCUAUCGGAUCGAUCGCUAGCGGAUCGAAUGUGUCCAAUAUUCGCAUCACAGGAAACACAAUCACUAAUAACGUACAGGCGCUCCGUAUUAAGACUGAUGCAAAUGCUAAGAGUGGUUCCGUCAGCGGGGUAACCUACAGUGGCAACCAUGCGACCGGGUGCACUUCCUACGGUGUGAUCAUCGAUCAGAGCUACCCUGAUACCCUUGGUACCGCUGGCGCAGGCGUCAAGAUUUCAGACAUCACUUUCAGCGGCACAAACAAUAUUGCCAUCAAUCCUUCAGCAAAGGGAGAGAUUGAAGUCAACUGCGCGAAGGGCAGUUGCAGUGGCACUUGGGAUUGGAGUGGGCUCAAGGUAUCUGGCGGUCCUUCGGGCUCUAUCGUUGAUGCAGAUAUCCCGCAAUUCAAAUCUAUAUCACGAAAUUCGUGA